UUUCAUGUACUAAUUAAUAAUUAUUAUACCCUUGUCAAAAUUAGGUAUUCGUGAAGAAUGGGAGGCGGUAAAAAUAAAGAAUUUGGUUAUCCUCCCGGACAAUAUCCUCCGCAACCAGGAGCUUACCCUCCACAAGGGUAUCCUCCUCAAGGGUAUCCACCUGCACAAGGAUAUUCUCAGCAGCUAGGAGCUUAUCCUCCACAAGGGUAUCCUCCUGCACAAGGAUAUCCACCGACUGGAGCCUAUCCUCCAGCACAAGGAUAUCCCCCAGCUGGUGGAUAUCCUCCUGCACAAGGAUAUUCACCGACUGAAGCCUAUCCUCCAGCACAAGGAUAUCCCCCACAAGGAUAUCCUCCAGCAGGUUACCCUCCGCACAAAGCAGGGCACGGAAACAUGGGAUUAAUGACUGGAGGCCUGGCUGCCGCGGCAGCUGUCUAUGCUGCUGCAAGUUAUGGACGCAGCGGCGGUCGUUAUGGUCAUGGAAAAUACAAGCAGGGAAAGUAUAAGGGUGGCAAAAAGUACGGAAAGAAAUUUGGCAAGAAAUUUAAGAAGUGGAAAUAA
This is a messenger RNA of Solanum dulcamara, 561 nucleotides long. RefSeq lists its product as uncharacterized. Bases 58 to 561 code for a protein of 167 amino acids. The record is from RefSeq and is a predicted model, not a curated record. Lineage: Eukaryota; Viridiplantae; Streptophyta; Magnoliopsida; Solanales; Solanaceae. The transcript has 2 exons.